AUGAUGCGCAAGCCACCCGAGAAUAACAUCCGAGACAGGUCAGGAAUAUCCCAAUUUGGAUGCACCAUAACAGACACGGGCAUCUACAACUCAGGCGGCACCAUCUCCGUCGCCGGCUGGACCAUCAAAGUCCCGCAAAACACCCAAGUCGGGUUCCCCGCCGCUUGGGUUCCCUGGCGUGACUUUUGCGCCGACAUCACUUUCAUGCGCGGCUUCGAAGUCACCGUCGUAGGCAACUCGAUCCCCCUCCACGGCCCAACGGCAGGCCAAAUCUUCAUUUCUCAAUUCUCCACCUCUUUCGGCCGGGGGUUGAUCUCUUCCAUCUCCUACGACGGAUCCAUCCAAUUAUCCCAAGGGCCCAAGCUGCGCAUCAACGACCCCCACGGCGUUUACUCCGUCGGAUACACCUCCCACCCGUUUUGGACGGCCGACGAUGAAAACCCCAGUAUCUCUUCCUUUAGUGGGUUCCCCAUGUGCGUACCGCGCAACGCUUCCGAUCCCUUAUGUCCAAUGUCCAACCGACCAACCAUGGCUGCCCCUGGAAGCGGAAGCAAACAAGGCACGUUCACGGCUCCGGACCCGAUGGUCAUGGCCCCUUUUGUUCCGGGGGAUUUUGUCGAGUAUGCGGGAGUGUGGGUGGCAGGUGGAGAAAUGUUGGUUUAUGAGCUCGUGGCUACCAACGUACAGAUACUCACACCGGUGAACUUCCCGCCUUUUAUACGGAUGGAGGACGUGUUGAUAGGGGUGUACAGCGGGGAUGUAAAUGCCGAAGUGGCGCAGACAAGAUUCAUAGGGUACACUUCUGCUGCGUCGGGGACGUCCAGCUUGACGAUCCAUGCCGUGACGGGGUUUGAUAUCUGCACGGGGAAUAUCACCACCAGACCCGUCAGCGGAGGCAGUUUGAUCGCCGGGCAAGUGAGGAAUAAGUUCCGAACGGGGAUAACGAGUGUCGCGGGGGAUGUGUACGCGCGCGAGUACGUCAUUUCGUCGACACCAAACCCGGUGAAGACAAAGAACGGGAUACUGGCCGGUCAAUAUAUCCAGCCUGUCACCGAAUGGAUCCAGCCGGAACUUACUACUCCGGGACUACCUCCUAUUCCUAAUGACUUUUCGGCAAUGGAACACCUGGUUAAAGGCCUGGGAAGGGACGAAGAUGGUAACGUCUGGGGUCCGCUUGAUCCGUUCCCGCAGUCGGGGGUGAUUGUUUCUGCUCCUGCUCCUGUUGUUAACGAGUGCCCUCCACCAUUGCCCUCACCUUCACCAACUACCACUCCCACUGAUGACCCUCAACCUCAACCCACCACCACUGUCGCUACCCCAGCUACAACUACAACUACCUCGACAACAGCAACGCCAACCCCCACAAAAGACACCAUCACCAUCAUCGCCGCCACAUGGAUCAGUUCCGGCUCUGGAACCUUGACAGUAACAUGUACUUCCUCCAACACGAAUAACACAGCGGUAGGGAUGCUUCUUGAUACCCCUGUGCAGAUGGGGCUGGUGAUGACGGGGAGCACGACGCAGCCGGGGACGUGGACGUUUUCGAGCGUGAAAAUCAAGCAGGUGGCGAGUGUUACUUGUAGGAGUAGGCUUGGUGGGAGUGCGACGGGGGCGGUGGUGGGGAAGGGGAAGAGGGAUGGAGAUGGAGAUGGAAAUGGGGAGGGGGUAGAGAGGAGGAGGUGGAUGAUGGGGAGACGUGGUGUUGGGAGGGCUGUAAGGGUAUUGGAGGGGGAACAUUGGGAGGGUGGAGGCGGAAAGGGUGAAAGAGUGAAAGGGUAA
This is a messenger RNA of Neurospora tetrasperma FGSC 2508, 1779 nucleotides long. RefSeq lists its product as uncharacterized. The record is from RefSeq and is a predicted model, not a curated record. NCBI's taxonomy places the organism in Eukaryota, Fungi, Ascomycota, Sordariomycetes, Sordariales, Sordariaceae. The transcript has 2 exons. The coding region runs from base 1 to 1779 and encodes 592 amino acids.